This is a messenger RNA of Ananas comosus (pineapple), 1204 nucleotides long. Its product is annotated as annexin D5. The record is from RefSeq and is a predicted model, not a curated record. The transcript is spliced from 6 exons. Gene Ontology annotation, molecular function: calcium-dependent phospholipid binding; calcium ion binding. Lineage: Eukaryota; Viridiplantae; Streptophyta; Magnoliopsida; Poales; Bromeliaceae. Gene Ontology annotation, cellular component: cytoplasm. The coding region runs from base 80 to 1024 and encodes 314 amino acids.
UACAUUUUCACCUUAAAAUUGGGGGAAAAAAACAAAGGGAAAAGGACAAAAGCCGAUACGGAGCUCCGCGGAGACGAUAAUGGCGACGCUGAGCGUUCCCCCCGUUCUCACCUCUCCUCGCCAAGACGCCAUUGAUCUCCACAAAGCCUUCAAAGGGUUUGGUUGCGACACUUCGGCAAUUAUAAAUAUACUUGCUCACCGCGAUGCCGCUCAGCGCGCUCUCAUUCAACAGGAGUACAGAACCAUGUAUUCGGAGGACCUCAGCCAUCGUAUAUCCUCCGAGCUCAGUGGGCACCUUAUGAAAGCGAUGCUGCUGUGGAUCCUUGAUCCUGCGGGACGUGAUGCCACCGUAUUGAGACAGGCGCUUGGUGGUGAUGGUAUAGAUUUGUAUGCAGCCACUGAAGUUAUAUGUUCUCGGACACCAUCUCAGUUACAGAUAAUUAAACAGGCGUAUUAUGCAAGAUUUGGUGCUUAUCUUGAGCAUGAGAUCCACCGUUACACCUCCGGUGAUCACCAAAAGCUCCUGCUAGCCUAUGUUGGAACGCCACGUUACGAGGGCCCCGAGGUCGAUCAUGCGAUGGCCGCGAAGGAUGCAAAGGACCUUUAUAAAGCUGGGGAGAAACGAUUAGGGACGGACGAGAAGACUUUCAUUAACAUUUUCACUCAAAGAAGCUGGGCUCAAAUGGCGGCUAUUGCUUCUAAUUACCAUCAUGCCCAUGGUAGAACCCUUCAAAAGGCCGUGAAGAAGGAAACAUCUGGGCAUUUUGAAUUUGCUCUUCUUACUAUCCUUCGAUGUGCCGAGAAUCCAGCCAAGUUCUUCGCGAAGGUGCUGCGCAAGGCAAUGAAAGGGCUAGGCACAAACGACACCACACUGAUAAGGGUCGUGGUUACGCGGACCGAGAUCGACAUGCAAUAUAUCAAGAUCGAGUACCAGAAGAAAUACAAGAAGCCGCUGAGCGCAGCGAUCCAUUCGGAGACGUCGGGCCAUUACCGAAAUUUUCUCCUUGCUCUUGUUGGGCAAUAGCCAAGUUAUGUAUCAUGGAGUCUCGAAUUGUGCUUUACUAUUGUGUGUUGCUUGUGAGAAACUAGGUUUGAUUGAGCGAUUUCACAUUGUACAUAUUUGGUGUUUGUGUGUUUACCUUAAUAAGGUUUUCAGUGUAUUUGUGUGAUUAUAGUUUUAACGGUUUAAAGCUCUUGUUAAUUA